Lucilia sericata (common green bottle fly) is the source of this 3669-nucleotide messenger RNA. RefSeq lists its product as uncharacterized. The transcript is spliced from 5 exons. Lineage: Eukaryota; Metazoa; Arthropoda; Insecta; Diptera; Calliphoridae. The record is from RefSeq and is a predicted model, not a curated record. The coding region runs from base 941 to 3025 and encodes 694 amino acids.
UUUCACAGACGCUAAUUUAUUUUUAAUAUUUUCCUAUCUUAUUACCUUUAAUUUUUAAAAUAAACAUUACCUGAUGGAUUAACCGUAAUAAAAUUUGCAAAUUAAUUACCUGAUGUAAUUAAUAGUUAAGUAAAGUGGUAGAGAAAUUGCUAUUGGAUUGUCAGUAAAUGGCGGGCAGUGUGACAUUAAACAACACAAAAGAAAAAAAUAAGCAAGUGUCAAAUAAAUGCAACGUUACAAAAUAAAACAAAACAUUAAAUAAGAACAAGCAGCAAGCAAUUUUUAAAUUAACAAAAUAAAGUGAUUUUUAAAGAGUUUGUUUAAAAGAAAAUAUUAAAAUUAAUAAAGAAAGGAGGGAGUAAUUAUAAAUGGAACAUUGGAAGCGUUGAGAAGAUACUUUAAAGUUUAAUUCAAAUUACUUUCAAACGUUUUUACAAACUAGCGCGCUUUGUUGCUGUUUGUUGUUGUUUUAUUUUUAUAAGUGAACUGUCAAAAAAUUUGUAUGAAUGAAUGGGUUUUUGUUGUUUUUUGGGAGAAUAAGCGAAAGAGAAAAGAGCACAACUAAUUUUUUCCACAAGAGGAAUGUAAUUUUUGUUCAUAAUUUCAAAAAGAACAUACAAUUUUUUCAUCGUCUUACUUGCAAUUUAGUACUUACUCCACAUUUGUUGAAAAAAAUUUGGAGGAAACACAACGUUUUAUUAGAGGAGUUCCUGAAAAGUAUUGGGAAUUACAACAUUUUUAAAAAUAUUAAAGUGACAAAACAAUUUUUUAAAUUGUGUUUAAUUUAAGCAAAUAAUAUCUUAAAUUAGACAACAGCAUAGUUUAAAAAUAAGCUGAUAACAACUAAAAUACUGGAGAAAUAGUUAAAAUCUAAUUUCUUGCUAAAUUAAUACGAAAAAAAGCCAACAGCCAGCAGCACUAGUAAGAAGACAAUUGCAGCAUGUCAUCUUCAACGGCUCCCAUUAUUGCAAGUUCUACUACUAGUACGACCAUGAGUUUGGCAUCCCGUGAAAUGACUGAUAAUCAUCGUUUGUUUCAAUUUUAUUUGGAAAGUUUCUUUAAAAUACCCAAAGACAUUAGCCAUGAUAUAAUCUAUUGCCAAAGAGCUUUGAAGGCUCACAUCAAGGUUCAUCAGAUGGUUUUGGAUGUUUUUCAACAACAGCCCGAUGCAGAUCCUCAACAAAAGAAACGUAUACUGGAUGAGUUGGAAGGUGAAAUUUAUGAAAUUAAUGCCGAACAGAAUUUUCUCUUCUUACGUCUUAGGCGUAUUAUAGAUGAGUUUAUGAAAAUGUUAAAGAAAAAUGACAUACCCACAGAUUCCAAUACCACUAAUGCCUUUGUCUCCAAAGAACUUGUGCCCUUAAUUAAUGAUCCCACUUUGGAAAUUAUACCGACAACUGUGAUCAUACGUAACACAGAGGAGAAAUUGAUAGAGAAAUAUUUUGAAGUUCAAAAGGAUACAAAACCUGAACCGGUUUAUGAUAAUAUGGAAAUUAUAGAGUUAGAUGAUGAUGAGGAGUCUAAGAUGGUGGAGCAGAAAUUUAGUAAAGCUUAUGGUCAUAGCCGUUUUGGUAAUAGAAAAGAGCAUUUGAUUAAUGUAGGAGGAGUAGGAGGCUUAAUGGGUGAAAGUUUAUUGAAAAAUUUACAGGCCAAUAUGGCUGCUCAGCCGUCAUUGUUGAAACCUUUUAAUCAAAGAAUGACUAAUGAUUUGAUGACUUUGGAUGUUAAGCCCAAUCUUAAUAAACCGGUAAAAACUUUGGGUGAUCUUUAUAAGCGAAAAAAGGAGGAGAAAUUGAUUAAUCAAAGAAUGGCACAGGAAUUGAUGGCGGUGGAUGUUAAGCCUAAUAUUAUUAAGCCGGUCAAAACUUUGGGUGAUCUUUAUCAACAGAAAAAAGAGGAAAAGGAGAAGACCAUUGAGUUGCCAGUAUCCACAAAUGUUAAAAUGAGUCGUAUGAAUUUGAGACAAGCUUUAAAGCGUGCUCAAGCUCAAGUAAGAGGACCUAUUGCUGCCUCUAUACCAGCACCACCACCACCGCCACCACCAGUAGCACCGGUAGCAGUAGCAGUAGCAGCUUCAGCGGAAGUUGUUAAGAAAUCUAAUGUGGGUAGAACUAGAGCUACACGUGCUGCUGUUGCUGCCGCCGCUGCAGCUGCUGUCAAUACAGCUUCAUCUGGUGCCCAAAAAUCACCCGAAAGAAGUUCUUCAUCUGAGGAAGGUACCCCGGAACGUGGACAUACUCCUCCACAUAAUUAUUGGCCCGAUGAAUUUGAAGAGACUCGUACUAAAGCCGAAGAAUAUGGUCAAGAAAUGUUUUUGAGAUUAUUCGAUUUAUUUACACCCGAAAUACAUGCUCAAUUGCAGCAGAGACGUUCAAAGCGACGCAGACGUUGUGUACAGAAUAAUAGUUAUCAUUAUGGCAGACUUGAGCAUCUUCCUGCCACCACACAAACUGAACCAGAUAAUAAAAAGAAACGCAAAAACUUUCUUCUAUCACCUCAGGUUAAAAAAGCCUUGCCAGCAAAACGUACUAAAAGACGUAGUGCCGAUAAUGUGUCUGAAACAAAUUCAGCACCACCCUCACGUUCGACCUCUAGUUCACCCGAUGAAAAACGUUCAUGUAAUGAAUGCUUAAAAACCGGUACGAAUCUAGAACAAUGUGAAGAAUGUAAAUUAUAUUAUCAUCCACAAUGUCAUCGUGAAGACGAUGAUGUUAUGAUUGUAGAAGAUCCUAAAGAAAACUUAAAUGAUUUGAAAAAAUGUCCAGGCUGUAAACGUAAACAUGAUAAGGCCAUUAAAGAAGAACUUAUAAUACACCGUAGAUUACAAAGUUGUGCCCAAGAUUUGGAAUUACAAUUGGCUAAAGAGAAAGAUCGUAAUGAAAUUUUACAACGUACUGGCAAAUCCUAUAAAAUACAAAUGAAUAAUAUUUUUAAAAUUGUCAAUUCUUUUAAAACUGAAACAACAUCUACCUCUCAAUCAUCUGCCAUUGAAAAUAUGAUCUAUGACGUCGAUGAAAUUAUGUAGAAGAUGAUGAUGUCAUACUAAUUGUAAAUUGCUGUUUAUAAACUUGUGGUUUAUAGCAACAAUAAUAAUUUGUAGAAUAUUAAGUUUUUUUAAAUAACACUAUUAUUUUAUAGUUGUUAAGUUCUUUCAGAAUUAAAUAGUUUUAUUGUAUCAAUUAUAAAAUUUACAAAAUAUGUAAAUCUUAUAUGUUGUUUCUAGAUACCAUGUGAGUAGAUUGAGUUAAAAUUUUGUAUUUUGUUUUUGUUACAAUAACAAAAUACAAGUUAAAUUUGUACUUUAUCUAGAAACAACCCAUUAAACUGUAAAACGUUUAAUUGUGAUUGUUAAUUAAGUUUUGAAUCCUUUAAUACCAUAUUGUUUUUUCUUAGUUUUAGUUUAACCCCAAGUUCUUUUAAAUUCAUCUAUUAAAUGCUUAAAAAACAAUGUUAAUUUAUCAUGUUUAUCAACUAAUCUUUAUUAAUUUUUUUUAGAUUUUAAGUUGUCUUAUUACUGCCUUAUUCAUAACAAUUUAUCAAAGGUUUAUAGAACAAAUUUAAUAUAAAAAAAUAGAAUUAUAAACCAUUGAUAAAUUGUUAUGAAUAAAAGGCCCUAAAUCUUUUUUGUUUUUUAAUAAAAUAUGAAAAGUGUUUUUUUUUUCCUUUUUU